Molecule: messenger RNA, 1896 nt
Organism: Periconia digitata
Lineage: Eukaryota; Fungi; Ascomycota; Dothideomycetes; Pleosporales; Periconiaceae
Source: the annotation of a GenBank genome assembly
AUUCUUAUACCCCUCGUUUCUACCUGGUGCGGUUCGAUAGAUUAUUUUCAGAUUCUACAAGCGUGUUUGAUCGCUGAACCCUUCAUCCGACUGAGCAAAAGCGCAAAAACUUAUAUCCUAGGAGAGAAAAAGCAAAGACGAAUCAUGGGACACUACUCGGGAAAUGACGACAAACCCUGGGGAAGACGUCUCGUCAUCUGCUGCGACGGCACAUGGCAAUCCAGUGUCAGCGGGCAAGACAACGUGCCGUCUAAUGUCACGAAGCUCUGCCGUGUCAUCGCUCGUAUUGGAUCAGACUCCAAGAACCCGGACAAGAAAUGGCACCAGCUUGUUUACUACGAUAGCGGUGUCGGUACUGGCAAUCUGAGCGACUCCGAACGAUCCCGUCAAGGUGGCACCGGUGCUGGUCUUGCUGAGAACGUAAUCGAGGCGUAUAAUUACAUAGUUCUUAACUAUGAACCCGGAGAUGAGAUAUUCUGCUUUGGUUUCUCGAGGGGUGCCUACACAGCUCGAGCCGUAGCCGGCCUUGUUACCGAUAUUGGCGUUAUCAACCCAAUUCAUAUGCAGAUUUUCCCCGAGAUCUACAGGGCCUAUAUGUCAAACACAACAGGCAUGCCCUUUCGCGAAACUCAGAUGUGGAAGGACUUUGUGAUUGGCAAGCUAAGCAAGAAAGGUGCUGCGUUGAGUAAAAAGAGGGGCGUGAAAAACGACGAAGAAGAGGCGCAAGCAUGGGAAAUCCGUCCCCACCAAAGCCUGGUGGCUUCGGAUGAGAGUCGGAUUGUCAAGGUGGUAGGAGUUUGGGACACUGUUGGAAGUCUUGGUAUUCCAGAUUUUGCAUUGCUUGACAAUUCUAAUUGGCGAACAAAAUUUGGGUUUCACAAUGUGAAGCUCAAUGGAAAUAUUCAACAUGCUUUCCAUGCACUAGCCCUUGAUGAACGCCGCAAAGCAUUCCGUCCGACACUUUGGUACAUCCCGACGGAACUACCAACAAAACUUGCUCAAGAGGGCAAACAGAUUCCCGAACUCAAGCAGGUUUGGUUCCCAGGCGUUCACAUAAAUUCGGGCGGUGGCAACGAUGAUGCUAUCACAGAUAUGAAAGGCGAUCUGGAAAUGCUAUCAAUGACCACCUUCGUCUGGAUGCUGCAGGUGGUAUCGCCGCAUCUAACCAUCGAUCAGUCAGCCUUCAAAGCAUACAUGAACCAAUACCAGCGAUGGCUAAAUCACGUCCGCUACGCCUGCACUUACCACCAUUCAAACUGGACCGAUUGGGUCUCCUCCAAGAUCCCCAGCAUCCCUCUAAUUCAUCCUGCCACCGAUCCAUUGACGCAGCCCAAGCGUGACCCACCUCACACUCAUUACAACUUUGAUUACGGAUGGGGCACCGGUCCUAUCGUCGACUCUUACGGUGGCAUGUAUGCACUCGCUGGCACCGCACCGCGGGUCCCUGGAUCCUGCCAAGUCGAAAUGUACGACCCCAAGUCCAAAGAGUACCGAUUGGAAGACAUCAACGCGUACGGAGAGACGAACGAAUACAUCCACCCUAUUUGCGAGUUCCGAAAGGUGAUUCGAGGAGACGAACCCAACGGUGCUCUUCGCGCUUUCACACGCAGAUUCGAGAAAAUUAACGGCAAAGGAUUGUUCUGGUGGUACCGAGACGGUGGAAGGAAAGGUAUCCCUGAAUGGGUCAUUAUGAAACAUCACGAACACGUUGCGGGUAUGGGGGUGAGUGAUGAUGGAGAGGUGAACUUCGAAAGGGCGUGGUACGAACAGUGCGAGAAGAGCCAGGAGAAAUUGGACACGUUGGCAACGGCUGGGUAUCAUCGGGAUUUUCUGGAUGCGUUGGAUAUCCAGAAUAACUUCUUUGCCGAGGAGAAGGAGUGUUACGUUUAUCCUUGA